AUGGACGGGACACCAGUGGAGAGAGUCAGCACUUUCAAGUUUCUUGGAGUCCACAUCGCUGAGGAUCUGACAUGGACUGCUCACACAGACGCAGUGCUGAGGAAGGCACAACAACGCCUCUUCUUCCUCGGGCGUCUCAGGAGGUUUGGAAUGAGCCCCCACAUCCUCCGCUCAUUCUACACCUGCACUGUGGAGAGCAUCCUGACUGGCUGUAUCACCACCUGGUAUGGAAACAGCACCAGCAGCAAUCGCAAAGGCCUACAUAGGAUUGUGCGAACUGCUGGACGCGUAGUAGGAGAUCUGAAACAGGACAAAAUGUCUAGCGCUCUGUUAGACGAAGUUGGUUGGGAUGCGGAUUUUGCUAUCCCUGUUGCUAAUGCAGAGAAUAAAGCAUUAGAGGAAGAGAUUCGAAAGAAGCAAAAAGACAUAUUAAACCUUGACAACAAACUGAACAAACACAAAGAUGUGAUAAAAGCUUUGACUGAACAUCUCAAAAAUCUCAAACAAGAGGUUUCACACAAUCAGACAUUAAAUCUUGACAACAAACUGAAUAAACACAAAUAUGUUAUAAAAGUUUUGACUGAACAUCUCAAAAAUCUCAAACAAGAGGUUUCACACAAUCAGGCUUUGUGCAAAGCCAGAGAGAAGGAGACUGAAUCAGAAGUGCAUUUGAGAGCACUGGCGGAGCGAGAGACAGGUCGCUUGAAGCAAGAGAUCGCUCGGCUGGAGAGUCAACUGACAACACUGAAUGAGAAGAAGAAUGCACACGAGAACAGCAUCUUUAAAGCCACUCAGAAGAUUGAUGAACUGACGAGUCUGCUGAACUGGGAUCAGCAAACCCUGGAGGCCUGGCUGCAGCAAUCAGCACACAGGGAUGAAGACACCAUGGCUAUCAUCAAGUAUGCCAAGCAAGACGAGAGGAAGAUUAAAGAGUUGACUCUCAACAUCGAGAAGCUGACUCUUGAAUCCAACCAGAAGAGAAAAGCAUUGGACAGUGAACUCACUGAGACUGUAACGUCACAGAUAGCUUUGGAUAAGACAGCCGAGAGCUUCCGUCAGGCUCACGUGGAAAGACAGGAACUGAUCAGCCAGUGGGAGAACACCAUUGAACAAAUGAAGAAAAGAGACCAGGAUAUACAGCAGUGUGCCAUGUUGCUGGCAGAGUUGAACCAAACAAUAAGAGAGAAGAAUGAUUUGAUCAAGGAGAGGAAGGACUUCUUGGAGCGUGAGAUAGAGAACAAUAAGGAGCUGGAGAGGAAUAUAGGCACAGUUGAGCGUCAAGCAUUUCGACUCAGGCAACAGCUGCAGGAGGAGGAGAAGAACCAAAGGCGACUGCAGGAUGAGGUGGAGGUUCUGAAGGGGACUGUAGACCGAACCGCCACAGAUGUGGAGACCAGCAGAUCUCAGUUAUCCAGCAUGAAAAAAGACAUACAGGACAAAACAACAAAAGUUGAAGAGGCACAGUUGCAUAAUGCUGCUCUGGAGGAGAAGCUGCGGAUGGUGAUGGAGGCGGUGCUGAAUGGUGAAGAGCAAGCAGCACAGAUGGAGCAGCUGCUCAAAGAACAAGAACAGAACAUCAAAGAUAUUGAAUCUCAGCUGCUUCGCCAGAAAGAGCUCGUGUUUAAAAAGAGUCAGGAGCUGCAGGCAUUGCGUGAUAAAGAGAAGAACGUCACAGCUGAGAUCUGCGCCACCCGGACUGCUCUCUCCAACCUGGACAGCAAACUUCGCAAACUAGACCAGAACUUCCUCCAGCAGCAGAUGAUCAUCUCCAACCAGGACUUUCAGAUUCAGAUGCUGGAGAGGAAGACUUUACACUUGCAGGGGAAGGUGAACACAGAGGAGAAGGAAGCGCUGGAGAAGAAGGCCGCAGAUCUGGCUGCAUCUCUAGAGGAGAAGAAGAAGACCGCUGCCAACCUCAACAAACAGCUGAAGAAACUGCAGGAUGAUAUUCGCUGCAUUAAAAAAGACACAGAGAAGAUUGGAGCGGAGAAGACAGACUUGACCACUAAGAUCCAGGAGAUGGAACUCUUCAUCGAGACCUCUGAAAAAGAGCGGAAAAAAAGCAGGCUCAAAAAACAGGACAGUAUGGUGGAGAAGGGUCUCUUGAAGAUGGAGGUGCAGCGGCUGAGGAACCUGCUGUAUGACAGAGCAGAUGGAGUGCUGACCCUAGAGAAGAGGCGUCUGCAGCUGCAAACAGCCAUGAAGGAGAGAGAGGAGGAGAUCCAUGUGCACAGAGAGAUGCUCAAUAAACAGGUCAAGCUCACUGAACAGGAAAGACAAGGACUCAGUGCUGCGGUGAAUGAGGCUAUGUCCAAAAUUGACAAGCAGAGGAAGAGGUAUGAGGUCCUGAGUGUUUCCUUGGCUCCACCAGAGGGAGAAGAGGACAAAUCCCAGGCCUACUUUAUUAUAAAGGCAGCUCAAGAGAAAGAAGAACUGCAGCGUAAGGGGGACGAGUUAGAUGCCAAAAUCCGAAAAACAGAGAAAGAGAUCCAAGCUCUAGAGAACACGCUUCAAGUUGUCAACAACUGCAAUUCAACCCACCGCAAAGCCCUGACCAAAGUCACCGAAUCCAGUCCUGCACACCAGGAGAAGCUGAAGCUGGAGGAGCAGAGACGAGCAGCUGAGGAGAAAUACAAAUAUAAGAGACGGCAGACCCAAGAACUGCAGCAGGACAUUGAAAGCAUGUCCAGCACAUUGGAGGGUCUUCUUCAAGAGGAAAAGGUCCUGAAUGAGGGCAUUGAGAGGACUCAAGCACAUGUGCUCUCUCUCAACAAAGACAUCCUCUCUCAGGAGGAGAAAAUCAACAGAGCCGUCAAACAGUGUGUCAAAUAUACCAAGGAAAUUCGUUCUGCUAAACAGAGCACAGAGAAGACCUUUGAGGAACGCGACAUUGAGCUGCGGGAACUCCGAGACUUCAACAAAAGCAUAAAUAAGAUGCUUCUGGAUGCCAUGGAGGAGAAUCCUGAACUGUCAUCUAUAAUACAGAUACAUUUUACGCAGGCUGGUUUGUCUCUGCCCUCUCCUUCUUCCACUCCAUCCAGUCGUCUAAGCUCAAAGCCCAACUCUGCCCGCAGUUCUGCUUCACUCCACCGAUCCUCAAAUCCAUCAGCCAGCAGCAGUCCCAGAAGCCAAUCUGUCUCAUCCCCACAAAUGAAGACUGUGGAUCUGGGUCUCGGCCUCUCAGUCACGUCCCCACGAGGAUCUCAGCCAUCCAGUGCUGGAAGCAGCAGAAGCAGCAGCAGCAGCAAGUGCAAGAGCCCGUAGACAGAUGCAAAUUCACGGCACCUUCUCUUUGAAGUACUGUCUGUCAACCGGGAAAUUAUUAUUUAUGAUUACAACAUUACCACCAUUCUUGUGUUUCCUGUUUUACAGCAAUUUAAAUGAUUUGAUCUAUUAAAUUACUUAUCAUCGGGGUUAUUUAAAAAAUAAAUUCCAGAAAGUAUACUUUCAACUUUACUAUAAACAAAUAGCUUGGUUACUGGUGAAAAGGUGGGAAUGAUUAAGGGAUAGUUCACCCAAACUGAAAGUUCUGUCAUUGUUUACUCGCCCUUUACUUUUUCCAAACCUGUUUGACUUUCUGU
Danio aesculapii is the source of this 3581-nucleotide messenger RNA. It is a transcript of the gene ccdc39, whose product is annotated as coiled-coil domain containing 39. The coding region runs from base 1 to 3264 and encodes 1087 amino acids. Gene Ontology annotation, cellular component: axoneme. NCBI's taxonomy places the organism in Eukaryota, Metazoa, Chordata, Actinopteri, Cypriniformes, Danionidae. The record is from RefSeq and is a predicted model, not a curated record. Gene Ontology annotation, molecular function: methyltransferase activity; 2-oxoglutarate-dependent dioxygenase activity. Gene Ontology annotation, biological process: cilium movement; inner dynein arm assembly; cilium-dependent cell motility. The transcript is spliced from 22 exons.